Molecule: messenger RNA, 471 nt
Organism: Trichoderma gamsii
Lineage: Eukaryota; Fungi; Ascomycota; Sordariomycetes; Hypocreales; Hypocreaceae
Exons: 1
Coding region: 1-471 (156 amino acids)
Source: RefSeq, a predicted model, not a curated record
AUGAUGCACCACCGCCGCCUACCGUCCCGCCACCGCAACCACAAGACAUCGCUUCGUCGCCGACUCGCCAAGAAUCCCGAGCUCGCCCACAAGCUAAACCAGAUGGCCCUGCCCCUGUCUCCUCUUGUCCAGCUCACUACCGGUGCCAUCCACCCUCAUUUCCCACGCACUGUGCUUCAGUUCUGGCUCCUCACCGAUGCUCAACUCGAAUCCCUUGCUCAGUUCUACCACCAACGCACUCCAUCACCUUGGUCUAGACAGUACCCCUGCCCCGUCAACUGGCGUUCCGAUGCACCACUUGAAGAGAAGCGCCGCAAGAUGGGCAGAUUUAUCGGCCUGAGGGGCUGCGAGAACCCGACGGCUGUUCUCAAGACCGAAGAACAGAUCGCAAGAGACGCCAGACUCGCUAGCAAGAAUGCAGCCGAUGAGGAUGUUUGGAAGCGGAAGAUGAAUCCCUUCUCUCAGCUGUAA